Mesorhabditis spiculigera is the source of this 1416-nucleotide messenger RNA. The record is from the annotation of a GenBank genome assembly. Lineage: Eukaryota; Metazoa; Nematoda; Chromadorea; Rhabditida; Rhabditidae.
AUGCGGGUGCUGGUCGCCUUGCUGGCCCUAAUGGGCUUGGCCCAUGCCAGCAGCUGCAAGAAUUCGCUGUACGUUCGAUGGCCGGGGGUACGGCUCAACUUCCGGGCAGUCGCUUCCGGGAAGCUAUCUUUAAAGGCAUGCCAAAGCGCUUGCUCGUUGGGAGAAGAUCCGGUGAUGGCAGGCAAAUCCCUCGAAUGUGCCGCGCUCAACCAUCAGACCUCUGUCGAUAACUUUAACCACCAUUGUGACGUUUUCCAGCCCCACCAACUCCAAAAUGUCGAUGGGUUCGUUGAGGCGGACGAUCGGUACUCGUUCUACUGGCGUUAUUGUGUGGAUUCCCACAAGCAGUGCGGCAAUGACCACGCCUUCACCUUCAUGUCUGAUCGAUACAUGGAAGCGACAGAGGUAAUCGAAGUGCGACACACAAGCAGCCUGGAGGACUGUCUGGCCGAGUGUUUGAACGAGGAAAAGUUCCCGUGCCGCUCGCUGUCAUUCAACCGAACCGACGGUGGUUGCCACAUGUCGGCCAACAACCAGUUGACCAAGCCGAAGGCUAUCCGCCUAAACAACAACCCCAACUACCGUAUCGAUUACUACGAAAACAACUGCUAUAAUUUAACGGACAGCUAUAAGUUUGAGUACAAAUGCCAAGACGACGGCGUUCUCGUGACGAUCGACAGCAAGUUCCCGUACACCGGGGCUCUAUAUGGACUCUACGAUUUCUUUACUUGCCGAAUUGAGCCGAAGGAGCAGACCCGGUUCGAGUACUUCUUCCCCUCGCCCACCAAGAGCAAGCGGUGCAGCGACAGUAUACGGUAUAAGGGCAACGACAUGGUGCUGGACGUGACCUACCACCACUACAACCACGACCUCGACGAGUACAACUACUACCACGACAACCAGACCAACCAGUCGAGCAUCUACUGCCACGACGACCACUGCGACAAAUAUGACUGGGAGAAAGAGCCGCUUCCCAUCAUCCGCGAUGGAUGCCCCUCAGAUUUGGUUGGACUCGCCUGCCCGCCCGCAUCUACCGAUCACGGCAUGAUGGUCUCAAUCGAAGCCUUCCGCUACCAGACGACUGCCCACGUACAGUACACCUGUCUCGUGAGGGUGUGCCCAUUUGCCGAAUGCCCGCAGACGGAAUGCCCGCAUGUUGAUGGCUGUGAUGUGGGGCCCUUCUCGAAGGGGAGGGCCAAGCGGGGGUUGACCCUGGAUGAUAUCAGAAGGGCACUAGAAGCAGACCCAAAUCUACAACGCCAAAUUGGGCUAUCGUCUAUGCUGGGAAGGACACCCGCCAUUAAUACUGAGCAACAACUUCUCGCCCUGGCUGGUGAUCACGUGGUGAAGCGUCGACUGGUCGUCGUCAAUUCGGAGGAUCAGCUACGAUACUACGUCCGGACCGGGCAGAUGCCA